AUGAACUCUGUCCUGCAAGACGAUGCCACCACCUUUGCCAUAGAAUUGCUUGAGGAGGUGAGUUUCUACCCCUGCCUACUGGACUUCACCACCAAGCGUGCCAUGAUUCAUGCCCAGUGCGACCGCGUGCGACUCACACAGGGCUCAGGCGAGCCUAUUCGCAUUGUGGUUCCCCGGGACAAUGUCCUGGACGGCGUAUGCUCCACGCUGAAUCUGCAGGACGCCCAAGCACGCAUCGAUGUCCCUUUGGAGAUCGAAUUCCGGGCCGGGUACUCCGACGCCACCGGCAACGAGAUGGUAGAGGAGGGCGAGGACCAGGGUGGCCCGAGAAGGCAGUGGAUGGACAGAGCCUGCCGAUACUUCAUCGCCUCGGACCUAUUUAUGUCUCCUUCAGAGGACGCCGCUCAUCUGGAGAUGAAUUUCGAUCGUAGCUGGGCGGAAGAUUGGACAGAACAGUUCGAGCUCUUCGGCUGCGUCAUCGGCUUCGCGAUUCUCCACAAGGAGACGAUCCCGGUACACUUUGGGCACAACUUCCUCCGCUCAGUCUUUGGGCUGAAAACAGAUACUGCAGACCUUCUACCGCUCCUUGAGCAGGUGGACAAGACUUUGCAUACGAAGUUGACCUACAUCCUCAGCGGAUCUUACAAGGACUUGGGCGACACACUGGAGGACUGUGCAACGCCUCAUUCCUUUGUGUUUAAUUGGGCAUCGCGGAAUGGGUAA
Messenger RNA from Symbiodinium pilosum, 723 nucleotides. Lineage: Eukaryota; Dinophyceae; Suessiales; Symbiodiniaceae. The record is from the annotation of a GenBank genome assembly.